UUAACUAUUUACUGUUAUCUUGGUAAUUGAUAACAUUGAUAAACGGAGUAAUGACGUCAUGAUGAAGAAUAAUAAUUUUCCCUGCUAUGAUUAAUUUGUGGAUUGAUAGCGAAGAUAACAGAACCAGACAACUCAAGUCGUAGAGUCGUACUAAACAUACAACUGUUUGAUCACCAAUGAGUACUAUGGCCAAGACCAACUUCACUUAUUGUAAUAGAGUGCAAUAAUAAUCUUGUUACAAAACAUUAAUAAUUGUUAUUUAAUAUUUAGAAAAAUUAUUAAGUUGUAUACAUUUUUAUGUGUAAACAUAAUUACCAACGUUAAAUUUAUCAAGUAUUUUUUUGAACAAGUUAUUUUUGAAACAAUAUAGUAUAUUCUACCUAUUCUAAAAUGUGUGUUCCUUUUCAAAAUCCGUGUGCUACCACUUUAUAACACUCAUAGCAACAAUAAAUUGUCAAGUCACAUUACAUGUCUCGCAUAGACUUUUGCCCUUUGGAGUCACAGGAAUCCUUAAAAAGGUUUCGACUAUUGCCUUGAAACAACACAUGCAUUCUACAAGGCCAAUUAAUUGCGGCGCUGUUGAUCAAUGGGAAACUGUUUUUCAUGUUUGCGCUCUAAGAGUACCGCUAGGCCGGUGGCACGUUCCAGUGACAACGAAAAUUCAGACAAUGUACCAGACAAAAGAGUUGAAGGUCUAGAUUCAAAUGAUUUAAAUCCCCCAGUGAUGGCUAUGAGCAAUGGAGCUCAUAAUGCUCCUGUUUUAGGAUCAGUGGGUAGUGAUAACUGUGGUAGCUUGCGUUCCUCGUUUACCUGUACUCGUUUGACAUCAACAUUAAACAAGACCAACAUAAGGUUGAAUAACUUUGCCACAAAAAGUUUCCAAACCAGGGUUCAAAAGUUAUUCGAUAUGUACAAAGAUGCUGUCGAAGACUUGAUAUUAAUUGACGGAAUUGAAAGACUGUGUAGUGAUUUACAGAUGUCACCUGAAGAAUUCCGCAUUCUUAUAUUAGCAUGGAAAUGUGAUGCUCAUCAGAUGUGCCGAUUUACUCGUGCAGAAUUUCUUAAUGGUUGUCAUGCACUUCAAGUAGAUUCUGUGUCAUUGAUGAAAAAUAAAUUGUCAGAUGUAGCCAAUGAUCUCAAUUAUAAUACUGAGGAAUUUAAAAGUUUAUACAGGUUUACAUUUAAAUUUGGGUUGGACAAUGCUGUGGGACAACGUAUUCUUCCAGUUGACACCGCUAUUGUAUUAUGGAAAUUAAUUUUUAAUAUCCGUGAACCAGAAAUAUUACAACGUUGGCUAAACUUUUUGGAAAGUCAAGAUAAUAUAAGAGGUAUUCCUAAAGAUACAUGGAACAUGUUUUUAAAUUUUGCUGAAUCUGUAUCCAAUGGGGAUCUUUCUAACUAUGACGACACAGAAGCUUGGCCAAGCGUUUUUGAUGAUUUUGUAGAAUAUGAAAAUGAUCAAGCCAAUCAAAACAUUAGCGAAAAAGGAACUGGAAAAAAGCAUGGCAGUGUACUUUAAAAUGACAUAAAAGACUAUCACUAUUUUUUUGUGUGUUAUUAGACUUAAAAACAAUGUUUGACAAACAUAUUGUUUUGUAAUAAUAACCUAAAAAUCAUCAAUUUAUUACAAGCCCGUCCAAUAUUAAUAUAAACCUUUGUGGUAUUUUAAUGGCAAUAUUACUUUAUAAACAAAUCUAAAAUUGUAUGUAUAUUAAGUUGGAUUAGUUCAAUUUAUUAUUUAUUUUUAAUUUACCUAUAGAUCAAAAUAAAUAAUUCAUAUUUUUAUA
Molecule: messenger RNA, 1787 nt
Organism: Myzus persicae (green peach aphid)
Lineage: Eukaryota; Metazoa; Arthropoda; Insecta; Hemiptera; Aphididae
Gene: SCCRO3
Product: DCN1-like protein 3
Exons: 4
Coding region: 587-1519 (310 amino acids)
Biological process (GO): protein neddylation; positive regulation of ubiquitin-protein transferase activity
Cellular component (GO): ubiquitin ligase complex
Molecular function (GO): ubiquitin-like protein binding; cullin family protein binding; ubiquitin conjugating enzyme binding
Source: RefSeq, a predicted model, not a curated record